This is a messenger RNA of Daldinia decipiens, 2415 nucleotides long. RefSeq lists its product as uncharacterized. Lineage: Eukaryota; Fungi; Ascomycota; Sordariomycetes; Xylariales; Hypoxylaceae. The record is from RefSeq and is a predicted model, not a curated record. The transcript has a single exon. Gene Ontology annotation, cellular component: NuA4 histone acetyltransferase complex; Swr1 complex. Gene Ontology annotation, biological process: DNA repair; negative regulation of transcription by RNA polymerase II; chromatin remodeling. The coding region runs from base 349 to 2199 and encodes 616 amino acids. Gene Ontology annotation, molecular function: transcription corepressor activity.
CUCCUCUUUGACGCAUAAGGUUCAAAUAAUUUUUGCAGUCUCAAUCAAUCGUUGCACCACCAAAAAUCAAUGCGCGAUCCUCUAUUUCCACGGUAAAAUAGCGUCAUCCACUCCAACAAACGAAACAUCAAAUAAACGCGCCGAGAAGUCUACACUAUCUCCAAGAACCUCUCUUUAUUCUUCUUCUGCCAUGUGUUAUUACGCGUACAUAGUUUAAUACUUCCAUUUUCGGCCAUUAACCCGCCCUUCCCAUCUCGUACUCCCGCCGCUUCCUCCAGUAGUCAUCCCUACCCUUCAAUAACCCAAGUAAGGCCAAAAUUACCGAAACUUCAGUAAUAGCCUCAUAAAAUGGCUUCCCACGACGUCCGCGAUGUCCUCAACCUGCCGCUUGAUGCUGGUUCGCGACCAGCCAAAAAACAGAAGACGAAUGUCCCUCGACCGAGCUUGAAGGGUUUAGCAAGGGAGGUACAAAACUUAGGAGGCGAUAAUCCUAUCGCAAUUGUCCCGGAGUUAUCUUCGUUCAAAAAGCGGCGAUUUGGAAGCAGGAAGCCGGCGGCGCGAUGGGAAUUACGUCCUUUCCGCAACUCAGCGCGAAACGAUCAGUCACUACGUCUACGGCAUUGGAGGAAGCAGACGGAAGAUCAGACAAGACUGCGGGAUGAGCAAGACGGAGAGAAUGGGACUAACGUGGAAGAUAAAUCGGUGGAACUUGAAGACUCGGGGUUUUCUAAGUUUAACGUACAAGUGGACAUUCCUCAAUACAGCGACGACCAAUACAAGUCCAACUUAGAGAGCGAUGAAUGGACGAAGGAUGAAACAGAUUACCUAUUCGAUCUUGCUAGAGACUUCGACCUUAGGUGGCCUCUAAUAUGGGAUAGAUAUGAUUAUCAACCGAAGCUAGACGAUAAUAUAACAAAUGGCGAGGGGGCAGACACUACCGACCCUAAGACUGCUGUAGUCCCGGCACCUAAGGGGCGGACUUUGGAGGAUUUAAAGGCUCGAUAUUACGAAGUUGCGGCAAAGAUGAUGGCUGUCCAAAAGCCUGUUCAAUAUAUGACCCAAGCUGAAUUUGCGCUUCAUGAGGUCAUGGCUAAUUUUAACCCCGUCUCGGAGACAAAACGAAAGAUGUUCGCAGCAGAAGCCUUGUCUAGAUCUAGGGACGAAGCUCAGGAAGAAGAAUUGCUGCUUGUUGAAGUACGCCGAAUACUUGCCCGCCAGGAGAAGCUCAACCAAGAACGUCGUGAGCUUUACAACCGCCUUGACUAUCCACACACGGAGCAAGAUAUCAAUGCGUUCAAGUCCAGUGCUGGAUUGCAGACACUUCUUCAGAAUCUCAUGAAUGUAGACAAGACUAAAAAACGAAAGUCACUUAUGGAAGCUAACGGCGCGAACACGCCCGCAUCAGCUCACCCCUCAGCACACCCCUCUAAUCACCCCAACUCUACUCCGAUAUCAGAAACCCGCCGAGAGAGCAUCGCAGCUUCAUCAGCGGGUCAUCGUGAUUCUAUCGGAGGCGGCGAGCGUCCCGAACGUCCUGCCAAGAAGGGUGCCCAACCCGAGAGAAAGAAGCUCACCGAACAGGAAGAGCAAAUCUACGGCGUAUCACACCAUGAUCGUUUGCCCUCAGGGCCAACGUUCCGUUAUGAACGAAUAAAUAAGAUCCUCACAACAAAGAGUAACGCUCAACACCAGCGUAUUACCAAUACCCUAGCCGAGCUAGAUAUCCCGAGCAGACUCAACAUGCCUACGAGGGCAGUAGUAGAGGAAAUGGAGAAGUUGCUCAAUUCCAUCGGCGUGCUCCUAGACAUGCGAAAGAUGAACGACAAGAUUGACGCCGAGAUUAAGCUCGAGAAAGCUAAGAAGGCUGAGCGCGAGAAAGCACUGGCCCCUUCACAGCCAGAGAGUGAAGGUAAAUCUAAGCAGUCGGUAGGUGCUGCUACGAUAAAUGGCGAGGAUAAGAAAGAAGGUAUCGUGGCCGACGAAGAUGCUGCUGGGACGACUAAUGGCGAGGCAUCUGCGACUAAUGGCGCAACGAACGGAGACGUUAACGACGAGAGUGGUGGAACUGCAAAUGCAGAUGAUACGGAGAGCAUGGCUGCGGAUAAGGGGCUGCGACCGGAAAGCAGCAAUGGGCAUAAGAGAAGUGCCAGCGUUCUGAGCGCCAGCAGUGAUAAGAGCGCUAAGAGACAGAAGAAGUAGGGGCCGUAUGAAGUGUGAAGGCGGGCUGAGACGAGGUACGAGGAAGAGAAUACCUAGUGAUACGGCUGAAUACGAUUACCUACGACUGGGUAGGCCGACACGAUGAAUUGGCAUCAGGGGGCAAGCCGGAUGAGGUUACGAUAGUAAGAUAAGUUAACUAACAUUAACAUAAACAUACGCAUAGGGCUGAGAACGCCGUAUGCUUUUUAUCACCCA